Thamnophis elegans (Western terrestrial garter snake) is the source of this 5391-nucleotide messenger RNA. RefSeq names its product rho GTPase-activating protein 7-like. Gene Ontology annotation, biological process: signal transduction; actin cytoskeleton organization; regulation of Rho protein signal transduction. NCBI's taxonomy places the organism in Eukaryota, Metazoa, Chordata, Lepidosauria, Squamata, Natricidae. The transcript is spliced from 14 exons. The coding region runs from base 131 to 3415 and encodes 1094 amino acids. Gene Ontology annotation, molecular function: lipid binding; GTPase activator activity; protein binding. The record is from RefSeq and is a predicted model, not a curated record.
UCCACAGCAACUUUUUCUUCUGUCUGAUCUAAAAGGAGAAAGCUGACAGGACAGCACCGGCAAUGAUGGCAAACCUUUGCUUAUUUGGAUCUUAAUGGCUGGCGGUGUCCCUGUGGAUUGAAGAGGGAGGAUGGCAUAUCCAGAGAAGUCUCACUUGAGGAGAUCCUUCAGUGAGCACAUCAGGGUCUCCACCAACAAAGCCUGGGAUAUCUUUUGGAAGAGUGCACGAGAAAAGCGUUUAUCAGAAAUUGAAGCCAAGGAAGCCUGUGAUUGGCUGAAGGCUGCUGGUUUUCCCCAGUAUGCUCAGAUGUUUGCAGAUAUGCAGUUUCCAGUUGACAUAAAAACUGUGAGGAAAGAUCAUGACUUUUUAGAUCAAGAUGAAAUAGAAUCUCUCUACAGACGGUUAAAUACCUUGAAUAAGUAUGCAGAAAUGAAGAUGGAAAUAAGUAAGCCGAGAAAGCGGAGUGAUGAAUCUGAAGAUGAAGAACCUUGUGCAAUAAGUAACAAAUGGACUUAUGAGAAAGGUACCAAAAGAUGGUCCCAUCUGGAAAAUAUAGAGGUUUCUUGUGCACGAAGACCUGAAAACCUGAGACUUAAAAGCAACGGCAGUGGGGAUAUUAUAUUUUCGGAUCAAGGAGACAUUCAUCAUGACAAAACUUCAGUUCAUAGUUCUAGCAGUGGGGAUAGUGAUAUAAUCAAUUUCCCCAAGAUUUGCGAUGUUGAAACCUGCAGAAGCUCUUCAACCUGUUCCUCGAAUAAGUUGGCAUCCCCUGACUCUGUUUCCAGUUGCUCUCCUUCUCUUACUGAGACCUUGAAUAUGACAAGUGAGGAGAAGAACUUGGAUAAACUAUGCCAUAAAAAAGGAAACAGUUUCUUAAAGAAAAUGGAGAAGUUGCGCUUAAGAAGUGGCACCUGUAAGAAACAAAUGAAUUUGAAGGCCAAAUUCAACAUUAGUGAGCCUAUUCUCCUAGAGGGAUUGAGUGAAGAAAAAUUGAGAAGCUUAAAUUGUAUAGACAUUUCUGAUGCACCAGUGAGUCGAGUGAUACAGCCUUCUUACUAUCCCCAGAGCUGUAGUAGCAGCAGCAGCAGCAGCAGUCAGUCUGGAGACAGUAGCACUGUGAGCACCCCAAGCCCAGUCAGCAAAGUAAGGAGACACAGUAAAAGCGGAGGAACAUAUGCUGAAGAGUUUGAUCCCAGCAAGCUUUCCUUAAGGAGUGAUGUUUCUGAGCAAAACUUCAACAGUGAGAUAUGUUUGCACAAAAACAAAGUAUUUCAGGUACCACAAGGUCAUAAGCCUGGGACUUUCCCCAAAGCGCUUACAUAUAGUCUAUUAUCUCCAAUAGACAAUACCUCAGUAAACUGGAGGACGGGGAGUUUUCAUGGAUGCCAGAGAAGCAGGGAUAAGACUAAUUCUCAGGAGCCUGAAGGGUCAUGUGACUCUCCUUCACUGAUGGAUAACAGGCUGAGUAUAUAUGACAAUGUGCCAGAAAAUUUUCACAAAAUGAAUUCACCAGAGACUGAUGAUGACGAUGUCUUUACGGAACUAGACAAUGUUAUGGAACACGUGAAUGGACUCAGGAAGUUGGUCAGCCAAUGGACAGAAAAAUUAUCUGAUGAUGGUGACUCUGAUUCUGCAAGUUACUCUAACCAAUCCACUUCUCCAUGCCCGUCAUCUCCUAAAGAAAUCCAUCUUGAAAUUAAAAAGCAUUCAGAAGAAAAAUCAGCAGAAUUGCCAAAUAUUGAUGGUGAAGACUGCUGUAGACACCUUGGCGAGCAGGGUCUAAUGGAACUGACGUAUGUAAUGGGAACAGGAACAGGGAUGAUACCAACACAUUCCAUUAGGCAUGGGAAGAGACCAUGGUCUAGUAGAGAAGGCACACAUUUUGAAAGUCUUUCUCUACAAAUGGACAGUCAAUCAGCAAAAUGUCUGAACCGCAUGCAAAAGCUUGCUUUGUUAAAAUUAACUACUUUAAUGGACAAAUACUCUCCAUCUAGCAAACAAGGAUGGAACUGGACUAUUCCAAAAUUCAUUAGAAAAAUAAAAGUCCCUGAUUAUAAAGAUAAAAAUGUAUUUGGAGUACCAUUACUGUUAAAUGUUCAAAGAACAAGUCAUCCCAUUCCAAGGAGUAUAUUCCAAGCUAUGGACUAUUUAAGACACCAUUUUCUUGACCAGGUUGGUCUUUUCAGAAAAUCUGGUGUAAAAUCUAGGAUCCUCUACUUAAGAGAAAUGAAUGAAAUUAACCCAAAUAACAUAAAUUAUGAGGAUCAAUCGGCCUUUGAUGUGGCAGACAUGUUGAAGCAGUAUUUCCGAGAUCUUCCAGAACCUAUAUUCACUAGCAAGCUCUGUGAAACCUUCCUGCACAUCUAUCAAUACCUACCAAAAGAUCAGCAAUUUUGCGCUGUCCAGGCUGCUAUUCUGCUUCUCCCAGAUGAAAACCGUGAAGCUCUGAAAAUUCUGUUGUACUUCCUUAGGGAUGUUGUGAUGUUUGUGGAAAAAAAUCAGAUGACUCCAGCCAAUAUAGCUGUGUGCCUGGCACCAUCUUUAUUCCACCUCAACACCUUGAGGAGAGACAGUUCUUCAUCUUCUAGAUCUAGCCAAAGGAAGCUCAGUACAGGAAAACCUGAUCAGAGGGAUUUGAGUGAGAACUCGGCUGCAACGCAUGGCCUGGCCCAUAUGAUCAUGCAGUGCCACAGAUUAUUUGGGGUACCCAACUAUUGCUUUGAUCAGGGGUAUGAAAAUGAUCACAGCCAAGCAGAUUCAGGUGAAGUAGCUCCACAUCAAGCCAUUUUAAAAUAUUCUAACAUAGUGACAUCCCUGGAACACUUCAUGCAGAACCUACUCAGAGAUGCCAAAGAAAAAUUCAAGAACUGGGUCACUUGCUCCGUCUUAGAAGGAGUAGACUCGGCAUAUAAGAAGGUGGAUGAUAACUACCACAUCCGUUUAUGGAAAAUGUCUGUUGAAAUUGAUGCUGUUCCUAAAGUUAUUCUACACCGGAUAUUGAUGGAGCAACAUCUGUGGGAUCCAAAUCUUCAACAAACAAACAUCCUGGAGAUUUUAGAUGAUGAAACAGAUAUUUAUCAGUACACAGCAGCAAAUAUGUCUCCACUUCUUCCAAGAGAAUAUGUCGUCCUAAGAACUUGGCGGACUGACCCUCAAAGUGGCACAUGUGUUCUAGCAGCUACCUCAACAGAUAACAAGGGUGCUACUGUGAAUGGGAUUUUGGCUCACGUCAUACUUUACCAGUACCUUAUAGAAGUUGUUGCUGGUUCCCAGAAAUCCAAAGUAACAUAUGUUUGUCAAAUAGAUACCAGGGGCCGGACCACAGAAUGGUAUAAGAGGGUUUUUGGUCAUAUCUGUGCUGCAGACAUGAUAAGGAUUAAAAAUUCUUUCAAAGCAUCCCCUUACCGAAAUUAAACCAAAGACAACAAUUUGAUACUUCUGGAGAUGAAGACAAUGCAAGAUGGCUUCAGUUACCAUUUUCAAAUUUUGAUUACCUGAGAAAACAGUAUAUAAAGCUAUCAAAAAAUCAUUUUACAACUGAAAGUUUCAGUUUAAAUGUACCUUUCAACUGAAUAAUUUACACAUUAUUCUUUUACAUUGUUUUGCCAAGAAAAUGAAAUUUUGUUUACUUCUUAAUUUAUUUACAAGGAAUAUCUUUUAAUAGUAUAUUUUAACUAAUGUGUAAAUGAAAUAUAUUUUUAGAUGUUUUAUUGAUUGAAAAUGUGAAAGCAAUAGUAAAAUUGUAUCAGCGGCUUACAGCCUGACCAGCUUUUAUGCUGUUUCUUCUUUUUAUUAUUGUACCAUAUUAGGAAAGAGAGAGACUUGUAUAAGAAGCUAAGUAAGCUAAUUACAUUAUAUAUAUUGGUCAUAGAUUUUUGUAUCUUGAGUAGCCACAAUCAUCUACUUGAGAAUUUAUAUAUCCAUUUUUAAUGCAGGAAUUUUUCAAUUUGCUUUAUAAGACACGCUCAAGGCAAUGUUCAAAACAGAAUAGGCACUUUAAAUGGAAAAUGUUUACCUUUGGGAAAUAAUCAAUUAAACAGCAAUACGUGGAGCUGAAAACACUAGAUUCACAUUCUGUAUUUACUUAGUAUGCCCAGUUUUCAUUUGUUUUUGAACUGAAAAAUGUGGUUAGACUGAUUGAAGAUAAUCUCACUUUAAAAAAAAAUAUGAAAUCCCUACCAAUGUCUAUGGGUAGCUUUUAUUUACAAUACUGGAUGAAAAGAUUUUGGAUAAGAAACUGAAUCAGACGACUAGUUUUAUAUACAUAGUAAACCAGUUUGUAUCAGCUAUGCAAAACAUAGCAAAUUAUAUUGUGGCAUUGGGCCCAAUCAAUAGCAUAAUCUUAUCCCUCUACAAUGUGUUUUUUUUAACCACUCCAUUUCUGCCUUUUUUUUUUUUUUAAUUUUCUCACUCAUUCCAGUACAAUGGAACAUUUGAUCUUUUGGACAUUUAGUAACUCAUUAAAUAUUUUUUCUUCAUUUAUGAAAUAAGUUACCCCAAGUUUGCCAGUACUUUUGGCAUGCAGACUGCAUUUUUUGCCUCUAGCUCCACAAGCUUAAAAAGAUUCUCAAAGUAUUAUAUAAUUAAUAUUUUUAUUACUUGCUAUAAAAUAUAUUGUUUUUCCAGUUGCAUAAGCCUGUAACCCACAAUUCCUAAUGAAUGGAUGGUUGCUAACAAACAAGUCCUAACAUUACAGUUAGCUUGAUAGAAUCAAGGUAAUCACAUUAAGAUACAUAACUAUCCAGUGUGCACAAUAAGAUUUUUUUUUUAAAAAAAACCCUAAUUAAGUAAAUAGCUGCCCUAUUUUUGAUGACACCUUCACCUCAUACCCUUAUCACAACCUAUCCUAUUCAGGAUGUUCAAUGUUCAUUUUUACAGUGGCAUUUUGUGCAGCUGCUUGCAGGAGAUACCAGUGCCAAGCUCACCUUGAUUGAUCUUAAGAAAUCUAGUUAAUACAUGGAUGGAAGGCAGUCAGACUGAAAAAAAACUGAAAAAAAAUAUGGAGAAGGCAGGGCAGAACUACUGCUAUGGUUUAUGUGUGUUCAUGCAGUUAAUAGUGAUUUUAAAUUCUCGUAUUUUCUCCAGUCUGUUAGUAGAGGUUUUAAAUUCUGUAUUUUUUCCCAUCUGCCAAUCCAUCUGAUCUAAGUUUUUUAGCACAAAAUGUUUUUUUCUAAAAAAAAAACACAUAAAAGCUAGUUGCAGCAUUCUACUUGGGUAUUCUAUUUUGUGCUAUAUUUUAUACAUACUGCCAUCUAUCUGGGUUAUUUUGUUAAGGUGUUGUAAAUAUUAACUAUCCCUUAAUUUUGUACUUGAUGUAGAUAUUUAUAUACAGGGCGGGGCAUAACCUUUUCCUAGGGGGUCACAGCAACACUUGUAAUAACAACACAAAU